This is a messenger RNA of Aplosporella prunicola CBS 121167, 989 nucleotides long. RefSeq lists its product as uncharacterized. The transcript has 2 exons. NCBI's taxonomy places the organism in Eukaryota, Fungi, Ascomycota, Dothideomycetes, Botryosphaeriales, Aplosporellaceae. The coding region runs from base 116 to 943 and encodes 275 amino acids. The record is from RefSeq and is a predicted model, not a curated record.
CAGAUGACGUCACUGGCCUUUUUCCAGCGCUUUCACUCGAUAAAAGAGAACCUUUCACGCUCAAUCAAUAUCUCUCAACGACAACCCCGCCUUCUCAUUACACCCAAACAUCACAAUGCCACUGAGUAAAGAAUCCCUUCGCCAUAGCCAGGCCAAACACAUCUCGGAGCUGGAAGCCAAAGACGAGUUCAAGGUCUUUGAUGCUUUAGUCCAUCAGAAAACUCUUUCACCUUCCGACGCCGUCCACACAAUUUUAGAUCUCACUAAAGCCGCCAUUCAAGCUAGCGAGCAAGAUGAUGAGGCACUCGGCAUGCAGCUCGAGCGUACUUCUGCCUGCUUUUUCGAGGCCGGUGCGCGCGCGUCACCAGACCAGCAGGAGAAGCUCAUCGCCGUGCUGCAGGAGCUGCAGAACACGACGGUAACGGACCCAAAGACGGGCGAGCCGGUGCAGUAUUUUGGCAGCAUCGUCUGGGCGGACCUUCCUACCGUCGGCAUUACAUUUGCCGACGAGCUGGGCUCGUUCGACCCUCUCGACGCAACCAACUGGCCGGAAGAGAAUGAGCGUUGGGAGCUUGUCACUGCUUUCGCCGCGCAGCUUACUGCUUCCCCUGCCAUCAAGUUCGACAUGUCUUCUUCAUGGGCACUCACAGCAUUCAAAUACGCCUUCGGGACGCAGAACGAGCCGUCCGAGCCUACGGACGUUGCCAUCAGAGCUGCGUGUUUGUGGUUCAUGCUUGCGGGAGAGAGGCUGUGGGACCAUGUUCGUAAGGGGGAUCUGUUUGCGAGUGUAGAGGGGGAGAACGAUGUCAAGUAUAACCUUGAGAGGUGGGAGGGCUGGAAGAAAGAUUUGGAGAAGCUGAAGAACUCGGAGGAUCAGAAGACGAGAUCGUUGGUGGCGCUUGCGUUGGGGACCAUUGGGAGCGUGGAAGGGAAAAAUGAAUAGGGGAGGGUGGUAUUGAAGUUUUUUGGUUGCGGCAUGGAAUGUUGCG